Messenger RNA from Ricinus communis (castor bean), 1395 nucleotides. RefSeq lists its product as uncharacterized. Lineage: Eukaryota; Viridiplantae; Streptophyta; Magnoliopsida; Malpighiales; Euphorbiaceae. Gene Ontology annotation, molecular function: zinc ion binding. Bases 543 to 962 code for a protein of 139 amino acids. The record is from RefSeq and is a predicted model, not a curated record. The transcript is spliced from 2 exons.
CAAUAAAACCUGAUGAUGCUACAUCUAAAACUUCGAGAUUCUUAGCUGCGAUACAGAUUCCAUCACAACCAAAUCCUCCAAUUUCUUUUUCUUUUUUUUUUUUCUAAAAAAAGUAACACAUUUCAUCCUGUUCUUUAAUUUUACUUUUAUAAAUAAAAUUAUACUAUAUUUUCUACUUUAUCAAUUCAGUGAAAUCUCCUUGAGAAAACACUGCAAUUGCACGUCCUUUUUCAUAGUCCAAGUCUUUCCAAGUCUGUCUCAAAGACUAUAAAGAGACCCUUCUUCUCUCUCUAUUUAUCCAUUGUUAAAUAAUUAGUAUUCAAUACAAAUCAACCCUGUGAGUCUUUAAUUUUCUUUACUAUUGUUUAUUGGGUUCUUUUGUGUUUUUUGAUUUUGGUUAGCUAAUGCAAAUAAAUGUUAAUGGAGUUGCAAAGGGCUACCUAAUCCAAUACCCGUUAUCGUUUCUUUACCUUCUUUUCUAUAAAUAGUAAUUUGAUUCUAUCUCUCAGCUUCAAAACCCAAGUCGCUUUGGAGUGAUAAAAAUGUCAUCUUUAGAGGUAUCCCACUUCGAUUUGGAGCAGGGGAGUGAUAGUACAUGCUUCUCUGAUGCAGAAGAAGAUGGGUCCUGUUACUCUCAGUUCUAUUCAACUACAGGUGGCUCUUAUGAUGAAUAUAGUUUCGCUUGUGUAUCUGAUCCUGAGAUUAUAGACGAUGUCGCGUCUGAUUCCAGGAGAGUGUCCUCAGUGUCUGAUUGCUCUGUGGAGAUUGAAAGUGGGUUGCCUGAGAUAAAGGUGCAUUUGGAUAAGGUAGAAAGAAUUUGUAGGAUAUGCCAUUUGGAUUUGGAAACCAAUACCCAUGAAUCUGGGAUUCCUUUUCAAUUGGGUUGCUCUUGUAAGGAUGACUUGGGUGCUGCUCAUAAACAAUGUGCUGAGGCUUGGUUCAAGAUUAAAGGAAAUAAAUGACAAAUCGACCUUUAAUGCUAAGCAGAAGAUGACUAUGAGCAUAAUAAGAUGCUGAAAAUGGGUAGAUGUUUCCUGAGGUUGUUAUGAUUCUUAUAAGAUCUUGGCAACUGAAUGGUAAAAUCUUAGAUGAGAUGUUUCCUUCCACUGAACGUAAUUUAAACAACCUGGGCAAAGUGAUGUGGUGGGGCAAGGUUUUGUCUCAAAACUGAAUAAAGAUCUAAACUGUUUAUGUCAGGAAUCCAUUUUAGCUUUGAAGGGAAAGAAAAAAAAAUGUAUGCUAUUAGUAGUAGCGGCAAGGAACUUGCAUUUGAUCUUACUUCUCCUAACAUGGAAAUGUACUUUGAAGCUCCAUCAUGGAAUCUAUGUUAAUUAUUCUUAAAGUAGACAUUAAAGGCUAUUUCAACAGUAAAAUAUUAUGUGGUUAUGGUAUCAA